AGGGGCGACUUGCGGGCCUAUUCGAGGUUGUGUGCGGUUUCAGUAGUGGGCAGUAUCCCUGGCAGCUAGGAGACUGCGACCAUGGCUCUGUGGUUCAGCGUAGCUGUCAUCCUGGUUGCGCUGACACUUUUCAUUCGGUGGCGCAAGAAGAAGUUCUCGUAUUUCAAGGAACUGGGCAUUCCAGGACCAGAGCCCAAUCUCCUGUGGGGGAAUCUCUGGGAGUACCAUUCCUUGGGGCUGCACAAGGCAUUGGAUAAGUGGUGCAGGGAAUACGGCGACAUCUGCGGGUUCUACAAUGGCGACGUCCCAUUUCUGCUCAUCAAGGACCUGGAUUUCCUCGAGUACGCCUACAUCAAAAACUUCCAGAAUUUCACAGCCCGUGGGGUUACGAUGCGAACCGAUCAGCAGCAUCCUGUCGUCGGCCAGAUGGUGAUUCAUGUGCGUGGAGACAAGUGGAGGAGAAUGCGCAGCUGCGUCACAUCCGGUUUUACGACCAGCAAGCUGAAACAGAUGGUCCCGCACAUCGCCGAGUCAGCGGAAGUGUUCAUGGACAUGGUCGAGCCAUACGCCGGCACCGAGGAGGAGGUGAACCUGCGUCUGCAGUUCCAAGCACUUUCUAUGGACUACAUCGGCCAGGCAGCCUUCGGAAUCGAGACGUGUUUCCAGCGUGAGCUAGACGACGUCUUCUUCACGACAGCUCGCCGAGUGUUGCCAGGAGUGAUGACGGGACCUGCCCACAUGAUUGCACAAAGCACGACAACGUUGGGAAAAGCAAUGAAACCUUUCUACUGGUUCCUCGGUCAAUUCGGCUCUCUUACCUUUAAAGUGUUCUCGAAGGAGACCACCAAGAUGAUCGAAAUGCGCAAGGCUCAUCCUGAGCUUCGGAAGCCAGACAUCCUCCAAAAUUUGUUAGACGCUGAACUUGAGGACGAAGCACUGAGCGAAGCUGUGACCAAGAGCGGGCCGCAGCAAACUGCUGAUCACAUGAAAAAGAGGGUUCGGGCACUUUCACCGAGGGAAGUCAUCAUGAAUGCCACCUUGCUCUUCAUGGGAGGGUUCGAAACGACGUCGAUUGCCAUGUGUUACCUCACUUUCCUGCUCGCCAAACACCAGGACGUUCAAGAUAGGCUAAGGGAAGAAGUGAAAGAGGCUGUGAGCCAAUCGGGUACACUGGACUACGAGAUGCUUACAAAGAAGCUGAAGUACCUCAUCCAAGUCGUGGAGGAAGGGCUCAGGCUGUACCCACCUGCGGUGGUCGCAACAUCGCGGCAAGCUGAAGAAGACUUCGAGUGGAACGGCAUGAAGUUCAAGGCAGGCACAUGCAUUAUGUCUCCAACGUACCAGCUGCACAGGGAUCCCCGCUAUUGGGUUGAUCCAGACACCUUCGAUCCUGAGAGGUUCAGCCCAGAGAAUGAAUCUUCCAUCCACAAGAUGGCCUUUCAACCCUUCGGCGUGGGGCCGCGGCACUGCGUGGGUUUUCAGAUGGCCCGCUUGGAGUUACGCUACACACUCGCCAGACUUGUCCAGCGCUACCGCGUAGAACUUGGUGAAUCUCAGAAGGGCGAAAUGAGAAUGGGUGGCUACGCCAUGAUUUCUGCACCAGAAAACGGACCCUGGCUCAAGUUCUACAAGUUGUGAAAAGGACAACCAGCAGUUUAGAAGUGUUUUAUGUAAAGAGACAAAUGUAUCAUAACAAUACAAACACGUAUCAUUUAACAGAA
Messenger RNA from Dermacentor silvarum, 1721 nucleotides. Its product is annotated as cytochrome P450 3A14. The transcript is spliced from 14 exons. NCBI's taxonomy places the organism in Eukaryota, Metazoa, Arthropoda, Arachnida, Ixodida, Ixodidae. The record is from RefSeq and is a predicted model, not a curated record. Bases 82 to 1638 code for a protein of 518 amino acids. Gene Ontology annotation, molecular function: oxidoreductase activity, acting on paired donors, with incorporation or reduction of molecular oxygen; iron ion binding; monooxygenase activity.